AUGUCCGACCGUCGAGAUCGUGAUAGAGGAGACCGUGAUCGCGACAGAGAUCGAGAUCGUCGGCGUCGUUCCAGAUCUCCUCGAGACCGCGAUCGACGUGACAGGAGGGAGCGAGAUCGUUCCAGAUCUCCCAAAGACCGCGAUCGUGAACGUCGGGAGCGGCGUGAUCGUGAUCGUGACAGAGAACGGGAUAAAGAUGAGGAUAAGAAAGAGGAAGCGAAGAAACCCGCUGAGGGCGAAGUUCAUAGCGAUAAAUUGACGGGAAUAGCUGCACAGGUAAGUUGGUUUUAUUUUCUGUUCCUUCUUCUGUGUUUAGAUGGAGAGCAUGAAUAUCUGUGGCAGUAUGAAAGUAUUUGGCCAGUCAGCAACAACAUUUAGAAUUUCAUUUUUGAAAAAGUAAACCUAUUCAUUUCAGCUGGAAGAAGAGACUCGAAAACGUCGUGAGCGAGUUGAAGAGUGGCGUAGAGCCCGCGAACGGCACGAAGCACGUUUGCAGGAAGCUAAAGAUCAACUAGAGCUCGAAACAGAAACCCAUAAUGGUCAUUCCGAACCGCAAGAGGGAGUUCUUGUUGAUGAGAACGAAGAUGUGGAUGAGGAAGAUUCCGAAUCCGAAGAAAACAGUGAUGAUGAGUUGGAUGACAUGGAUGUGGAUAAUAAUAAUGGGUAAACAGAGUUUAUCUUUUUUGUCUUUGACUUUUAGGAAACAAAAUUGGAAAAGAUCUGAAAAUUAUAUUACUUUAGAGUCACCCAAGCAUCCGAUGGUGAUGAUGAAGAUCCUCUUGAUGCGUACAUGGCCUCCCUCGCCGAGUCGGACAAGAAGGCCAAGAAAGAUGACAAGCCAGCCACACGUCGCGUAGUAAUAUCCGAAGCGGACAAGACCACCGACGGCCCGGCAAAAGGCGAUAUUAUUGACAAUGAGGAGGAGCCGGCUCGAAUCAUCGAAGAUUUCGAUAUGGGCGAGGAAAUGAAGACGUUAAUGGCGAGAUCCAAGCAUCUGCAAGAGACGGAUCACACCAAAGUCUAUUACAAAGAGUUCCGAAAGGACUUUUAUCACGAAGUUCCGGACCUGCAAAGGAUGACAAAGAAGGAAGUGGAUGAAUACCGAAAAUCUUUGGAUAAUAUCUCGGUUAGGGGGAAGAAGCCGCCGAAACCGAUCAAGAACUGGGCUCAAGCCGGUCUGCAGACCAAAGUCAUGAACGUUUUGAAAAAGUAAGAGGAGAUUUUGAGAUUUUUUUGAGGAAAAAAUGAAUUUUUUUUUUGGGAAAGUGUCGUUUUGCCGUUUUUUUUUGUAUUUGACUGUUGCUAAUGGCCAAAAUAUUGUAGAUUGAACUAUCAAAAGCCCACUCCGAUCCAAGCCCAAGCAGUUCCAGCAAUUUUAAGUGGCCGUGACGUCAUCGGAAUUGCCAAAACCGGCUCCGGAAAAACCUUGGCCUUCCUUUUGCCAAUGUUCCGCCACAUCAUGGACCAGGAUCCGUUGGACGAAAUGGACGGCCCUAUUGCGAUUGUCAUGUCUCCCACCCGAGAGCUGGCCCUUCAGACCUACAAGGAAGCGAAGAAGUUUGCAAAGGCCCUGGAGCUUCAAGUUGUAUGCGUUUACGGUGGUGUUGGCAUUUCGGAUCAAAUCGCGGACCUCAAAAAAGGCGCGGAAAUUAUUGUGUGCACACCGGGAAGAAUGAUUGACAUGCUCGCGGCCAAUGGGGGUGAGUUUAAGAUUUGGGAUAUUGUACUAGGCAAAAUUGGUGGAAAAGUGGAUGAAAAUUGAAUUUUUUUACUGGUGAGAGGUCGGAAUAGUUGGAAAAUUGCAUGGUAUUUGAUUUGAGAAUGGUUUGAACCUAUUACAAUAUAUUUUUCUGUUGAUUUAUCUUGAUUUUUGGAUAUUUUUUAUAUUACACUAGGUAAGAUCAUAAAGAAAUGGUUCAUAGAUGACAUUUUUAGACUUCUUUUUUCUUGUGGUUUUUGGAUUGGGGUGAUUUUCUAUUAUUCUUUGCGAUUUUUUGCCUACUACAAUAUAAAUUUUUCAAAAAUUUUGGAAUUGUCCUUCAAAAAUUAACUUGCCGCUGUUUAGGCAAGGUCACGAACCUCCGCCGAGUCACCUACCUGGUCAUGGACGAAGCCGAUCGCAUGUUCGACAUGGGUUUCGAGCCACAAGUCAUGAAAAUUGUAAACAAUAUCCGGCCCGAUCGGCAAACCGUUUUGUUUUCAGCCACCUUCCCCAAACGCAUGGAAGCCCUGGCGCGGAAAGUGCUCCGAGAGCCCGUGGAGAUUCAGGUAAGAUACGAUUUUUUACCUAAAAAAAUUUUUGGAUCAAAAAAAGUUUUUUUUAUUUUUAGGUUGGCGGAAAAUCCGUCGUUUGCGGCGACGUAGAUCAACAUGCAUUGGUAGUGGAUGAACAUAUAAAAUUAUUGAAGCUCCUCGAACUACUCGGCCAAUACUACGAGCUCGGCUCAGUCCUGGUUUUUGUGGAAAAACAGGAAAAAGCUGACGAAUUGGUGUCCGAAUUGAUGGGCGCCGGCUAUAAUUGUGCCCCACUGCAUGGUGGAAUCGACCAGUUCGAUCGGGAUUCAACGAUUAUUGACUAUAAAUCGGGACGAUUGAAGAUUUUGGUGGGUUUUUUUGAAAAAAUUUUUUUUGGGUUACGGUAGUUUUGAGAGUUUUCGUUUUUCUUCCUUUUUGCACUGUGCAAUAACCUUUUUUGGGCUGUCGCUCGCACUCUGGCUUUUUUCGCACUGUGCAAAGUCGCUGGAGUGAUUUAUGCGACAUGCACUGUGCGAAAACAAAACUUUUCUUUGCACUGUGCAAUGUCUUACUUUUUGCACCGGGCAAUGGGUUUUCUUGGAUGUCGUUCGCACCCUGACUUUUUUCGCACAGUGCAAAGUCGCUGGAGUGGUUUUUGCGACAUGCACUGUGCGAAAACAAAACUUUUCUUCGCACUGUGCAAUUUCUCCCUUUUUGCACCGUGCAAGGCUUCUUCCGGCUGUCGCUCGCACCCUGACUUUUUUCGCACAGUGCAAAGUCGCUGGAGUGAUCUCUGCGACAUGCACUGUGCGAAAACAAAACUUUUCUUUGCACUGUGCAAUUUUUGGCUUUUUGCACCGUGCAAUAGGCUUUUUUAUGCUGUCGCUUGCACUCUGACUUUUUUCGCACAGUGCAAAGGCCAAAAAUCAGGGUUUUUUAAAAUCUUUUUGGGGUACUGUAACAAUUUUUUGUAUCUUGGCUGUUUAAGACAUAUUUAUUUUCAGGUCGCCACCUCGGUGGCAGCCCGCGGCCUAGACGUGAAGGAUCUCAUUUUGGUGGUCAACUACGACUGCCCCAACCAUUACGAAGACUACGUCCACAGAGUGGGGCGAACCGGUCGAGCCGGCAACAAAGGAUAUGCGUUUACUUUUAUUCUACCGGUGGGACAAGAACGAUUGGCUGGAGAGGUGUGCCGCGCAUUCGAAACCGCUGGAAUUGAACCCCCAGCAGAUGUGAAAGCACUGUUCGACAAGUUCAAAGCGGAACAAGAAGCUGAGGGAAAACAGGUAAGCAGGGGAACAGAAGUUUGCGAGGAAUGUCUAAAAAAUUUUCGUACACUGUGCAGGUUUUGGAAAGUUUUUUUCACAGUGCAAAGGCAAUAUUGAAAAUUUUUUGCACAGUUCGAAUGCGAUUUAAUUUUUUUUCACAGUGCGGAAUUUUUACUGUUUUUUCGCACGGUGCAAAAUUUGCUUUCCCCACCAUUUUUCGCACAGUGCAGUCGAAACUUUGUCUUUUUUUAUUUCAUUGCACUGUGCGGUUUUUGAUUUUUUUGCACAGUGCAAAAUUUAUUUUUCUCACCGGUGGCGGCGGCUUGAUUGUCUGCACGGUGCAGAUUUCCUCUGCGGUUGCACUGUGCGAUUUGUUUCUAUCUUUCGCACAGUGCAGUCGAAACUUGUAACUGGUUUUUUUGAUUUUAUUGCACCGUGUGGAAUUUUGUUUUACGCACCGUGCGAUAUUCUUAUUUUUUUCGCACUGUGCAGUCGAAACUUUCUAUUAUUUCGUUUCAUUGGACUGUGCGGAAAAUGUUUUUUAAACGCACCGCGCGAUAUUUUGAAAUUUUUCGCAUCGUGCAAAGUAGUGCUCAUAUAUUUUUUUCAGGUAAUCCUCGGUGGCGGUGGCUACAGUGGAUCCGGCUUCAAAUACGACGAAGCGGAAAGUGAGCAUGAGCUGAGCAAGAGAAUGUUCACCAAGUUGGUCCAUGGAAUUGAAGCCGGCGCUGAUGAGGAUGAUGAGGCGAUCGAGGAGCAGUUGUUGAUGUUGAUGAAGAGCAAAAGCAAGGUCACAAAGAGGGACACUAUCGAUGAUCCGUUCGGAUUCGGCAAAACUGGUGAGGAAUUAAAAAAAAUUUUUUUUUUGAAAUUUUUUUUUGGUAUUUUUUGGAUUUUUUGGAGGUUCUUUGAUGUUUUAAACAUGUCCCGAUUACAGAAACCCCCGGCCCGUCAGGCACGGCACCCGCGAAAGAAGGAAAAGGCCCAAAACCAACUCGAGAACAGCUCAAAGAGAAGGAAAAUAAAGCCGCAGCGGCUAGAGCUGCCGCCGAACGAAUCGCCAAAGAAAAACAGCUCGGCGCCAUUCAAGUCGCGGAGAAGGACGCAACCGCCGUCACGGCCGAAGCUGUCCUCAGAGGAGAAAGGGCUCCCGAACUAAAAUUAUCAGCCACUUCGCAGGCCAAACAGAUCGCUGAGCGACUAAAUUCGAGGCUGAAUUACUUACCGUCAGCCAUUCAUCCAUCUGUGAACCCAGAUUUCCACACGAAUUACUUUGAGGAAGAGGUCGAAAUCAACGAUUUCCCACAACAAAUUCGAUAUAAAAUAUGUUCAAGGGUAAGUGGGAGAGAGGUUUUUUUGAUUUUUGGAACAGAUGAAAAUGCUUUUAUCAUCGAAAAAUGGGAAGGAAUUUUUUUUUCGAGGUUUUUUUCAAUUUUUUGGGUUUUAUAUUGUAGUAGACAAAAUUGGUGAAAAAGUUAUUUUUCUUGAAGCAGAAUAUGUUUAGAACCUGUCCUAUGAAAUUUCUGGUCGAAUGAUACCUGAAUUGAUUUAAAUUUUGCUUCCAAUUUUUUAAAAAUACCUUUUUUGAGACUAGAAAAAAAUUAUUAAGUUUUUGAUGAUCUUGGGUCAAAUUUGGAUUUGAAAUGAGGGUAUUUUGGGCUAGAAAUUCGUCUAGCGGCCUAUGGAUUAGUGUGAAAGAAUAGAAAAUGAAUUUUGACCGCUAUUUCAGACGUUCUGAUAUUAUACAUCUUACCCAAAAAUUUUAAAAUUUCCCUUUUUUUAUCGAAUAAUCCCAAUUUUAUUUGCAGGAGAGUAUCGCACAAGUGGAAGAGUUUGCGAACGUUGGAAUCUCAGUGAAAGGAACCCACUAUCCACCAGGAAAGGAGCCCCGGGAAGGCCAGGAUCAGAAGCUCUACCUCCUCCUUCAAGCCCGCGAUGAGCCGGCCCUGCGGCGAGCAAAAGAGGAAAUUAUUCGAAUCAUGAGAGAACAGCUCAGAGCCUCCCUAAUGCAGGGCAGACAACCUACGGGAGGAAGAUAUAAUGUGUUCUAG
Bursaphelenchus xylophilus (pine wood nematode) is the source of this 5554-nucleotide messenger RNA. The record is from the annotation of a GenBank genome assembly. Lineage: Eukaryota; Metazoa; Nematoda; Chromadorea; Rhabditida; Aphelenchoididae.